Molecule: messenger RNA, 1558 nt
Organism: Trifolium pratense (red clover)
Lineage: Eukaryota; Viridiplantae; Streptophyta; Magnoliopsida; Fabales; Fabaceae
Product: replication protein A 70 kDa DNA-binding subunit B-like
Exons: 9
Coding region: 2-1558 (518 amino acids)
Biological process (GO): DNA replication; DNA recombination; DNA repair
Cellular component (GO): nucleus
Molecular function (GO): DNA binding
Source: RefSeq, a predicted model, not a curated record
UAUGUUGUGUGAUGUUGUUCCUGGAAGAGAAUCAUGGAGGGUUAAGGUUCGGGUUAUUCGUGUUUGGGAAGUUCCUAAUUUCUUGAAUCAUGACCAGACUAAUUCUAUUGAAAUGGUCUUGAUUGAUGAAAAGGGAGGAAAGAUUCAUGCGACUAUUAGGAAACAACUGCUGUAUCUUUUUAAGCUUAAGAUUAUGGAGGGUCAGACUUAUAAACUUUCAUACUUGGCUGUUGCACCCAGCAGUGGUAGCUAUCGUACCACUCUGCAUCCAUACAAGUUUUUUUUCCAGAUGAAAACCAAAGUCCAAAUCUGUGAGGGUGAUUCCAUACCAAAGUUUGGGUUGUCUUUUAGCAAUAUCUCCGAUGUUUUAUCCCAUACGGUUGAUUAUGAUUACUUGGUUGAUGUGCUGGGUAUAAUGACUGGUAUAUCUGUUGAGAGAGAAUACAUUAAAGAUGGAAGGGUUACAAAAAUGAUAGUCAUGGAAUUGACUGAUAAGAGUGGAAAAUGUGAAGUUGCAUUGUUUGGAGAUUAUGUUGAUAUUCUUCAGAAGAAAAUGGAGAAUACUUCCGAAGGAUUGCCGGUUGUAGCUGUCCAGUUUGCGAAGCUGAAGAUUUUUAGAGAUAAAGUUUCUCUACAAAAUGUCAUGAAUACUACUCAGAUUUUCAUUAAUCCUGAUAUUCCAGAGGCUGUCGAAUUAAAAAUUGGGGAUAUUUCUUCUGGGCUUGACCAAACCGGGGUUGUUCCUGUACUUGGUCCUCGUGCCAAACCUACUUUUGAAGAAGAUUUUAUCCGUGAUAAUCCAAAAAGCACUAUCUCAAGUCUGUUGGGUUCAUCUGAAGAUGGUAUAUAUGUUGUGCUGGGUAUAAUCAGUGAUUUGGUUGAAGGGCAGGACUGGUGGUAUCCUGCCUGUCGUUGUCAUAGAAUUGUCAGUGCUGAUUCUGGUGCCUAUUAUUGUAAAGGGUGUGUAAAGCAUGUCUUUCAUAUGGUGCCUAGGUUUAAAGUCAAGUUUCGUGUUCGCGAUGCUACUGGUGAUGCUAUUUUUGUUGUUUUCGAUUCGGAUAUGUUCAACCUUAUUGGAAAACAGUGUAGUGAUCUGGUUUCUGCUGGAAAGGCUGAAAAUGCUGGUUUCUAUCCAAAUGAACUGAAGGAUUUGGUUGGUACUAAACUGCUUUUCAAGGUUGAGAAAUCUUCCUCAACCCAUGUUUUAUUUGAUGGUUCAUUUAGGGUCAAGCGAAUUUGCAAUGAUGCAUCCGUUAUGCAAAUUUUCAAUCCUUCUCUGCUGCAAGUUUCUACCAAAGAGAUUGAUAAUAAAUCUCCUGAAUCUGGUGGGUUAGUUGAUGAUGUUGGCGAUGAGGUUGUUGAAGAAGAGAUUGUUGAAGAAACUCAGUUAGAUGGAUUUGUCUCUGAUCUUUUGGUUACUCCUGAAACUGCUUUGGCUCCUCCUACUAAAGUGUUUGCUGGUGGUAGUUCUAAGAGGAAUUUGUCCAAGGCUUUUGAAGAAUCUGAUGUUCUAUAUCCUAAAGUUACAUUGAAAUCUGUUAAGAUUGAAAAAGAGUAG